AUGGGAGACAUCGCCGUGGAGAACCCGGUGAACAGCCUUACUCCUAUUCCCAAGCCCGGUGCGCUCGAUGCACUCGCCAACUUGGAUUCACUGGAAGGAAAUGGAGCUGAUGGAAAUGAUGAAUAUGCUACAUUGAAGCGGCUACAGAGACACCUAGAGUACAUCCAACUCCAGGAGGAAUACAUCAAGGAUGAGCAGAGGAGCUUGAAGAGAGAGUUGGUUCGAGCACAAGAGGAAAUCAAGCGGAUACAGAGUGUGCCGCUAGUGAUUGGGCAGUUCAUGGAGGCCAUCGAUCAAAACACCGGUAUUGUUCAGAGCUCAACUGGCUCCAACUACGUCGUCCGCAUCCUUUCGACACUCGACCGCGAGAAGCUGAAGCCUUCCUCCUCAGUCGCCCUACAUCGCCACUCGAACGCUCUGGUGGAUAUACUUCCUCCCGAAGCUGACUCGUCGAUUGCUAUGCUGGGAGAGAAUGAGAAGCCUGAUGUGACAUACGCAGACGUGGGUGGUUUGGACAUGCAGAAGCAGGAAAUCCGAGAGGCUGUUGAAUUGCCCUUGACGCAUUUCGAUCUUUACCAACAAAUCGGUAUCGACCCCCCUCGCGGUGUCCUGCUUUACGGUCCUCCUGGUACUGGUAAAACCAUGCUGGUCAAAGCCGUGGCAAACAGCACAACAGCCAGCUUCAUCCGAGUGAAUGGCUCGGAGUUCGUACAAAAGUACCUUGGCGAAGGACCUCGUAUGGUCCGCGACGUCUUCCGAAUGGCUCGCGAAAAUUCUCCCGCAAUCAUCUUUAUUGACGAAAUUGACGCCAUCGCCACUAAGCGUUUCGAUGCCCAGACCGGUGCUGACCGCGAAGUCCAACGUAUUCUGCUGGAGUUGCUGAACCAAAUGGAUGGUUUCGAGCAAACCAGCAACGUCAAGGUUAUCAUGGCUACUAACCGGGCUGAUACCUUGGAUCCUGCCCUGCUGCGUCCCGGUCGUCUUGACCGCAAGAUCGAGUUUCCCUCCCUCCGCGAUCGUCGUGAACGCCGACUGAUCUUCACCACUAUUGCCUCCAGGAUGUCCCUCUCCCCUGAGGUUGACCUGGACUCCCUUAUCGUGCGAAAUGAGCCUCUAUCUGGUGCCGUGAUCGCUGCUGUCAUGCAGGAGGCUGGUCUUCGAGCUGUUCGUAAGAACCGUUACAAUAUCAUUCAAUCUGACCUGGAGGAUGCAUAUGCCGCGCAGGUGAAGAGUGGCUCCGAGGAUGACCGCCCCGAAUUCUACCGGUAA
This is a messenger RNA of Penicillium chermesinum, 1269 nucleotides long. It is a transcript of the gene rpt3, whose product is annotated as proteasome regulatory particle base subunit RPT3. Bases 1 to 1269 code for a protein of 422 amino acids. The record is from RefSeq and is a predicted model, not a curated record. Gene Ontology annotation, biological process: proteasome-mediated ubiquitin-dependent protein catabolic process. Gene Ontology annotation, cellular component: proteasome regulatory particle, base subcomplex. NCBI's taxonomy places the organism in Eukaryota, Fungi, Ascomycota, Eurotiomycetes, Eurotiales, Aspergillaceae. The transcript is spliced from 6 exons. Gene Ontology annotation, molecular function: proteasome-activating activity; ATP binding; ATP hydrolysis activity.